Molecule: messenger RNA, 2131 nt
Organism: Durio zibethinus
Lineage: Eukaryota; Viridiplantae; Streptophyta; Magnoliopsida; Malvales; Malvaceae
Product: glucan endo-1,3-beta-glucosidase 3-like
Biological process (GO): carbohydrate metabolic process
Molecular function (GO): hydrolase activity, hydrolyzing O-glycosyl compounds
Source: RefSeq, a predicted model, not a curated record
CCCUGCCUCGGUCCGUCUUUACCUUGCCCGGUCUGCCACCGCUCUCUCUCCGCUCCUCGGUUCUUGUCAAUUUCCGCAGAUACUGGGGUCCAUCUCGAUCUCUUUAAAAACACUAUUCCCACUCACACGCCUAAUCUCCCUAACUCUCCCCCAUCUCUCAUUUUGUAAACGGAAAACCCUACCAUUAAACUCUAACACUACCAUUUCCACCUGAUCAGUUAUUUUUAGAUCCGCUUCUUAAAAAUACUAGAGCAGAGCAAUGGAGCACUUUUUAGUUUCUCUCUUCCUUUUACUCAUUUCUGUUUUCACUAUUGCAGAUUGUGGUUCUAUUGGCGUAAACUAUGGAAGAAUCGCCAGCAACCUUCCGUCAGCAUCCAAAGUAGUGAAACUACUAAAAUCCCAAGGUCUAAACCGUGUCAAAGUCUACGAUACGGAUCCUGCUGUCCUACAUGCAUUAUCCGGAUCCGGAAUCAAAGUGACCGUCGACCUUCCCAACGAACAACUCUUCGCUGCAGCCAAAAGCACUUCCUUUGCAAACACUUGGGUCCAGCAAAACGUCGCCGCUUACUAUCCUCACACUGAAAUCGAAGCCAUUGCCGUUGGUAACGAAGUCUUCGUGGACCCCCACAAUACGACCAAGUUCCUCCUACACGCCAUGAAGAACAUCCACCAAGCUUUGGUUAAGUUCAACCUUCAAUCUGAUAUUAAAGUCUCUUCCCCCAUUGCCCUUUCCGCUCUCCAAAACUCUUACCCGUCUUCAGCCGGAUCUUUCCGACCCGAACUCGUUGAGCCCGUUUUUAAACCCAUGCUGGAUUUCCUUCGCCAAACCGGGUCUUUCCUCAUGGUCAAUGCAUACCCGUUUUUCGCUUACGAGUCAAACACUGACGUCAUCUCGUUGGACUACGCGUUGUUUAGGGAGAACCCGGGUGUGGUGGAUACGGGUAAUGGGUUGAGGUAUUUCAGUCUUUUCGAUGCUCAAAUCGACGCCGUUUUCGCUGCAAUGUCUGCUUUGAAAUAUGACGAUAUUAAAUUGGUUGUGACGGAAACGGGUUGGCCGUCAAAGGGCGUUGAGAAUGAGAAUGGUGCGAGUAUCCAAAACGCCGCCGCAUAUAAUGGGAAUCUGGUCCGUCGGAUCUUGACCGGUGGUGGAACCCCUUUGAGACCCAAAGCAGAUCUGACCGUUUAUCUGUUUGCCCUUUUUAAUGAGAACAUGAAGUUCGGGCCCACUUCGGAAAGAAAUUACGGGCUUUUUUACCCGAACGAGGAAAAAGUUUACGAUAUCCCUUUCACUGUAGAGGGGUUGAAGAAUUACCAGGAUAACCCGUCGCCGGUCUCUGGGAACCAACAAAGGGUAGCGACUCCCGUCAACGGCGGAGGAGGGGGGGUGUCGAAAAGUACGACGGGGAACACGUGGUGCGUUGCGAAUGGUGAAGUGGGUAAGGAGAAGCUACAGGCGGCUCUAGAUUACGCAUGUGGUGAAGGAGGUGCUGAUUGCCAUCCAAUCCAGCGAGGUUCCACGUGUUACGAUCCUAACACCAUCGAAGCCCACGCAUCGUUCGCAUUCAAUAGUUAUUAUCAAAAGAACGGACGCCAAAUGGGAGCUUGUUACUUCGGCGGGGCGGCCUAUGUCGUCACUCAACCACCCAAGUAUGGUAAUUGCGAGUUUCCCACAGGAUACUGAAGACCAACCAUAAAGGGUCAAAAGGUUGGGAAGAAUUGACUGGUUGAAAGAGAUUAAUGCUACUUUUUAUUAUAGGGAUUUUAGGGUUUGGAAUUUUUUUGAGGUUGGAGGGUGGGGACUAUUGUGUAUUUACUUGUUGGAUUUGUGAGGCAAAUGUUUAGGCUACCUCUGUGUAUAAAUGGAUUAUAAAUUACGUUUGUAGCUCAACCUUGAAUGGAAUGAUCAGUUGAUUACUACUAGUACUAGUGUUAUUUUUACCUUGAUUACCAACUUAAAGCUAAAAGUUGAGACAAUGCCAAACUGGGAGUGAAUUGAGAUAGGCUGGAAACCACAAAGAGUGGUGAUCCAUACUCACUUUGGGCAAUCUAUAUGUCUAUAGUGCUCAGUUACUUCAUAUUUGUUGGCAUUCUACAGUUGCUGUUUUGCUCCAAAUAGGUGCAUUGAUUGAGU